AUAGCAAACGACAGGAACCAGCGCCGCGCGACCUUUGCUCGUCAUUUUGCAACUCGCCGCCUUUGCCCAGCAUGGCCGACGUGCGGAGCAUCACACAGCGCCUGGACAGCCUACCGCUGACGGGCUUCCUCUGCAUCAGCGGUCCUUAUUGGGCCCUCCUCUUCAAGACCGGGCUCGGCUGGGCCUUCGACGCGAUGGACGUGUUUCUGUUCACGUACCUCGGGACUGCGACGGGUGGCAGUGGUGGCUGGAUGAAGGAGCUCAAACCGACCGCGCAUGAAAAGGGAUUGCUCGGAUCGGCGUCCUUCGCUGGGUCGCUCGUGGGCGCCGUCUUGUUUGGCCAGCUCGCCGACAUGUACGGUCGCAAGAAUAUGUUUGCCAUGACACUGCUCGUGUUUAUGCUGGGAACACUGUUGUGCGCGACUGCGUCGGACGUGGACACCAUGCUCGCAUUCCGCUUCAUCGCGGGGAUCGGUUUGGGCGGUGAAUUGCCGGUCGCGUCGGUUCUUGUCCAAGAGUUGGUGCCGACGGCCGUCCGAGGCCGCAUCAUCGUUCUGUUGGAGUCGUUCUGGUCCGUCGGGUGCAUGCUCGCCGUGCUGUUGGGUCUGGAGCUUGUCAAGGUCGUGAGCUGGCGCACCGUAUUCUACCUGUCAUGCAUUCCUGCGCUGUGGGCGAUUGUGAUCCGUUUCUGGAUUCCCGAGUCGCCCAAGUGGCUGGCUUCCGUGGGUCGGUCGGCCGAGGCCGAAGCGAUCGUGGAAAAGAUCGAAUGCGCCCACGGGGUGUCGCCCACGACGGGCGACAUCAAAGCCGACGUGGCUGGCGACUCGAUCUGGUCGACGCUCAGCCCUUUCCAACGCCAACUCGUGCUGUUUCGCGGCGAGUUUCUCGUGCGCACGGUCGUGUUGUGGACGGUCUGGAUCCUCAUUGCGUUUUCGUACUACGCCAUCUACGUGUGGCUGCCGACGAUUCGCGGCAAGGAGAAGGGCGGAUUCAACAUCAACGGGUCGACGUGGGACAUCUUCUUCAUCGUGUUCUGGCAGUUUCCAGGGUACUUGUCAGCUGCCUACUUGGUCGAAGUCAUCGGGCGCAAGAACACGCUGGUCGGGUACCUCUUGGGCUCGUUUGCGUCGGCGCUGGCGUUUGGGUACGUCGAGAACACUCAGUGGAACCUGCGCAUCGCGGGUGCGUUCAUGAGUUGGUUCAUGCUCGGUGCAUGGGGAGCGUUGUAUGCGUAUACGCCAGAAAACUACCCCACGGGCAUCCGCGCAACAGGAUGCUCGACCCCGAACGCGUUCAGCCGCAUCGGCGCGAUUGCUGGCCCGUACGUGAUGCCGCUCAUGGUCGAAGCCGAAUGGUCGAGUCCGACCAUCAUGUGGAUCGCGGGAGGCAUUCCCAUGCUGCUUGCCGCGACCGUACUGCUCCUUCUCGGCUAUGAAACCCAUGGCCAGGACGUCGAAGUGUGUCCUCGCGUCCAAGCGAUCGUCAAGAACAACGCGGGCGGCGACCAUGUCGCCGUCGCCACGCCUGGCCAUGACUUUUGAACUAACCAGAAAAAGAUCCCUUCAUCGUCCAUGACGGCGCAGAUCUCGCGUCCAGGUUAGGUCGCAUGGCGCUUGCCACGAGCUGGUCUUGAUGGAUGCCCUCCAUCGCGAUAGUCGAUAUGUCUCGGUGGACCACAGGUCGUGGUGUCAAGGCAUCCGUCCGCCUUGGCAUUGUCGACGUCCUCCAACGCGCGCCGACGUUGUGUGGGACGUCAUGCGUUUUUGUCGCGAGUUGCAGUUGCGGCCGAGGUGAACGGGGCCGUGCCGCGUGCUGCUGUGGUGGCGUUCUGGGCCGAUGCUGUCGAACGAGUUUCCACGAGGUGUUUGGGUAUGCCGCG
This is a messenger RNA of Aphanomyces invadans, 1879 nucleotides long. RefSeq lists its product as hypothetical. The transcript has a single exon. Gene Ontology annotation, cellular component: membrane. Gene Ontology annotation, molecular function: transmembrane transporter activity. The coding region runs from base 72 to 1541 and encodes 489 amino acids. The record is from RefSeq and is a predicted model, not a curated record. Gene Ontology annotation, biological process: transmembrane transport. NCBI's taxonomy places the organism in Eukaryota, Oomycota, Saprolegniomycetes, Saprolegniales, Verrucalvaceae.